This is a messenger RNA of Hyalella azteca, 1451 nucleotides long. Its product is annotated as solute carrier family 35 member F5. The record is from RefSeq and is a predicted model, not a curated record. Gene Ontology annotation, biological process: regulation of peptide transport. The transcript is spliced from 9 exons. The coding region runs from base 168 to 1451 and encodes 427 amino acids. Lineage: Eukaryota; Metazoa; Arthropoda; Malacostraca; Amphipoda; Hyalellidae.
UGCAGUGGCAGUAGUAGGCCCGGAAAGUCAGUCACAAAUUUUCUAAUCCAUUUAAUAUUCUAAUGCACUUUAAUAGAAUAGCCCAUCAUGACAUAGUAAUUGUUGAUAUGUUGCUGAAGGACAUUUUAAUAAUUUAAUGCAUAAAAUACAGUUAUUAGAAAAGUAAAAUGACCUCUUCUCGCCAUCUGACUCUAGGUCUUUUUGUUUUGCUUCUUGUUGACGUCAUCUGGGUUGCGUCGUCUGAACUUUCUGAGUAUGUCUUCAAAGAUACCGGCUUUAAUAAGCCAUUUUUCAGCACCUACUUCAAAACCAGCCUGUUCUCCAUCUAUCUUUUGGGCUUCUUGUUCUGGCCACCAUGGAGGAAGCAAUGUUGUCAGCAGCAGCCCAAUCUACAGUACUCCAGAUUGCGCAAUUCAAGUUCAGAAGAAGGGGUGCAGGAGGGGCAAGAAGAUAAUGUCAGUGAUGAUGGUGACAACCCCAGGCUUAGUUCCCCACAGUUUGAGCCUGUGAAAAUCCCAGGGUCAGACAAGAACUCUGAUGCGGAGGAAGAAACAGCCUCUGGCAGGAGUGUCCGCUUCAGUAGAGUGGCUGAGGUUCGGCAGUUGCCUGACGCUGAUGGUGCAGAAGCUCUGCUGUCUCGUCUGAGCUUCUCAGCAUCACUGAGGGCACAGCAGGAGCUCUACAACCUUCACAUUGGGCUUGCAGUGUCAGCUGUUGCUUAUGUUGCCUUGGUUUUCUGCCUCCUGUGGUUCCUUGGCAACUACAGCUACCAGAUGGCUCUCAGCAUCUCCCACUCCGGCAUCAUCAACGUUGUGUCCUCAACUUCAGGUCUGUUCACCCUGAUUUUGGCCGCAGUGUUUCCUUCUGCCUCAGGCGAUGCCUUCACCGUAUCAAAGCUUCUCACGGUGCUCCUUAUGCUCGCUGGCGUUAUGAUGGUGAGCCUUGAGGACUACCACCAGCACGGCGCCUCCGUCCCCCCUGCCGCAGACGCCCCCCAGCAGCCACUCUACCACCUCCACCGCCACCACAGAGCCCUUAACUCUUCCUUCCUCCCCUCAGCCUCGCCCCCGCUGCUGGGGGAGUAUACUGAAGAUCCCUUCACUCUGGGGACCACAACAGGAACUGUGGGGAGCCUUCAGGCCUUGCUUUCUGCUGGGGACACGAACGCCUCCUCCUCCGCCACGCCCCCGAUUGGUCGUGGUGAUAUGUCUGGUGGUACUGGUGGUGGUGACGACAUUCUUAUCGAUGGUGGUGGUGGAAUUGGUGUUGAUGAAGGCAGUGGCAUUGGAGAUGGUGAGAGUGGUGGCGGUGAUGGUGGGAGUGGUGGCGGUAUUGCAGGGGUGUGGUGGGGGUUGUGUGGUGCGGUGGUGUAUGCCUGCUACAUGGUCUUCAUACGGCGCACCGUGAAGCGGCAAGAGGACCUCAACUUCACCAUGUUUUUUGGUGAGUAA